UUCCUUCUGGCCAUCGGAAGCGUUUAUUCCUCCCUCUAUUUGUGCGAGUCUCCGAGCUCAGAUUUCAUUUGUACGCAUAAUAGUGAGAAAUUGAGAGAGAGAGAGAGAGAGAGAGAGGUCGUUAGAAGCGGAGCAUUUCUCGCAACCUGAGAUCCUCAAUUUUGAAGCUCUUUUAUGAUGGCUACUGCAACAGCUGGUCCACGUUAUGCUCCAGAGGACCCGACUCUUCCCAAACCUUGGAGAGGCCUGGUUGAUGGUAAAACAGGUUUCCUUUACUUUUGGAAUCCAGAGACCAAUGUCACUCAGUAUGAGAGGCCUGUUGCAUCUUCACAGUCAGAUUCAGCCCCAUCAAGGAAGCUGCAUUCAGCAUCCAUAAGUUCUUCUGUUCAAGUUCAACAAUCUUCUCAAGGACAUCGUGACAGUGGAUACAAUGACGAUGAUUAUAAAUAUAGCAAUGGUGGAUCAAAACAUGCUUCAGGAACAAGGAGUUACCAGAGUGGAAAGGGUGGAUCAGAUCAUUUGCACAUUGUUCCUAAUGGGGAAAUAGAUGCUGGGCAUGGGGCAUCUUCUGGCAAGGGUUAUGGGUCUUCAGGUGGAAAUGGUGUAUCUGCAGACGCUUAUCGCCAUCGGCAUGAAAUAACAGUUACUGGAGAUAAUGUGCCCCCUCCUUUCACAUCAUUUGAAGCUACUGGUUUUCCUUCAGAGAUUCUUAGAGAGGUACAACAAGCUGGGUUCUCUGCUCCUACUCCAAUACAGGCACAGUCAUGGCCACUUGCUCUUCAAAGUCGCGACAUUGUAGCCAUUGCAAAGACAGGUUCAGGGAAAACAUUGGGAUACUUGGUACCAGGAUUUAUUCAUCUCAAGCGCUGCCGCAAGAAUCCCCAACUGGGUCCAACUGUUUUGGUUUUGUCACCGACAAGGGAGUUGGCCACACAAAUUCAGGAUGAAGCUGUGAAGUUUGGAAAAUCAUCAAGAAUAUCUUGCACGUGUUUGUAUGGAGGAGCACCGAAGGCACCCCAAUUAAGAGAGUUAGACAGAGGUGUGGAUAUUGUGGUUGCCACUCCUGGCCGCCUGAAUGAUAUUUUGGAGAUGAAACGAGUGAGCCUCCGUCAAGUCUCUUAUUUGGUGUUAGAUGAGGCAGACCGGAUGCUGGACAUGGGUUUUGAACCACAGAUUCGGAAGAUUGUGAAGGAGGUGCCUAGCCGCCGCCAGACUCUAAUGUACACAGCAACAUGGCCCAAGGAGGUUCGCAAAAUUGCAGCUGAUCUACUGGUCAAUCCUGUGCAGGUUAACAUUGGGAAUGUUGAUGAACUUGUUGCCAACAAGGCUAUCACCCAGCAUGUUGAAGUUUUGGCACCUAUGGAGAAACAGAGGCGCCUCGAGCAGAUACUGCGAUCCCAAGAACCGGGGUCUAAGAUCAUUGUCUUUUGUUCAACCAAGAAGAUGUGCGAUCAACUUGCUCGUACCUUGACCCGACAGUUUGGAGCUGCUGCCAUUCAUGGAGAUAAAUCUCAGAGUGAGAGGGAUUACGUGUUGAAUCAGUUCCGCUCUGGGAGAUCCCCAGUGCUUGUAGCUACUGAUGUUGCAGCUCGUGGAUUAGACAUCAAAGAUAUCAGGGUGGUCAUCAAUUAUGACUUCCCCACAGGAGUAGAGGACUAUGUUCACAGGAUUGGAAGGACUGGGAGGGCAGGUGCCACUGGAAUUGCUUACACAUUUUUCUUGGACCAAGAUGCAAAGCAUGCAUCUGAACUCGUUAAAAUUUUGGAAGGAUCAAAUCAGCGUGUCCCAGUUGAACUUCGUGGUAUGGCUUCACGUGGUGGUGGAAUGGGCAGGGCUAGACGUCCUUGGGGUUCUAGCUCCAGUAGUGGACGUGAUUCAGGCCGUGGUGGGCGUAAUGACUCAGGUUAUGGUGGAAGGGGCAGUUGGGGAGUUACAGAAAAAGGUGGUGGUCGUGGAUCUGACCGUGACUACAGGGACAGUGAAAGGUAUGGACGUAGUUUCAAUGGUGAUGGGGAUGGUGCUGGUGCUGGCAGUUAUCAUCAUAGGAGCUUCCAUGAAAAGAUGGUUCGUGGAGGAGAUGGAGCACGAGCUCGCAGCCGGAGUAGAAGCCGAAGUCGAAGUCCAACCAAGGGUUCAGGAUGGGGCAACUACCAGAGCAGGGCUAAGAGCCCGAGCCAUAGUGUUGAAAGGGCUCGUGAAAGGUCACCUGUGCGUAGUUUUCACAAGUACAUGAUGGGGCAGGCUCAAUCUCCCCAGCCAUCCCAACGUAAACAGGUGUCAUCUUACGGGAGUGAUGCAUCGAGGGAGCUCACAAGUUCUGGAUGGGGACCGCGCUCUCCUGCUGCAGAUGGCCAGGGGAAGCAAGGCCUUGGGGAAUCCUAUGGUGAUUCUCCCCCAAGGGAGCAGAGAAGAUCACCAAGCGGUGGACUGGAGAAUGAAGGCGGCUAUGCCAAUGCCAAUGGGGGAUCCUCCUACUAUGGGGAGGAGGAAGAGGAGGAAGGCAUGAUUCCAGCAGAUGAGGAAGAAGGCGUGAUACCUCCUCAGGUUGAAGACAGCGGUGUGGUAGAAGGAGCAGCAGAUUAGAAUUAGAAUCUAAUAACCUGCUUCCUAAAAUCAUAUCUCAUCUCUGUGCCUUUGACAUUGGCGCGCCAAUGCAAAUAUUACUGUUAAAACUUUGAAUUUUUUGUGGGGGUUAGGUUGGUUGGUUGUUUAGUUGGGUUUAUAGUAGUAUAGUGGUGCCUGGUGGAUGGUGUAUUAAACAGGGAGGGGAGGGCUAAGCGAGAAUUUUGAAGUUUGGCCUUGGUGUUUUAAGCUGGGAAGUUUUGGUAUUAUAGACGUUUGUUUUGAUAUUAACCAGUAUUAAACUGGUCUGGGACAGGAAUUCUUGUUCGUUAUUUGAUGUGUGACAUCAAAUCUGACAACUGAUUCUACAUGCAUUGAACAGUACACUGUUGUUUAGUA
This is a messenger RNA of Diospyros lotus (date-plum), 2961 nucleotides long. Its product is annotated as ATP-dependent RNA helicase-like protein DB10. Bases 175 to 2583 code for a protein of 802 amino acids. Gene Ontology annotation, cellular component: cytoplasm; ribonucleoprotein complex; nucleus. Gene Ontology annotation, molecular function: ATP binding; RNA helicase activity; protein binding. The transcript is spliced from 9 exons. The record is from RefSeq and is a predicted model, not a curated record. NCBI's taxonomy places the organism in Eukaryota, Viridiplantae, Streptophyta, Magnoliopsida, Ericales, Ebenaceae.